Scleropages formosus (Asian bonytongue) is the source of this 3768-nucleotide messenger RNA. RefSeq names its product eph receptor B2a (gene ephb2a). Gene Ontology annotation, cellular component: dendrite; plasma membrane. NCBI's taxonomy places the organism in Eukaryota, Metazoa, Chordata, Actinopteri, Osteoglossiformes, Osteoglossidae. Gene Ontology annotation, molecular function: transmembrane-ephrin receptor activity; protein binding; ATP binding. The transcript is spliced from 16 exons. Gene Ontology annotation, biological process: axon guidance; protein phosphorylation; ephrin receptor signaling pathway. The coding region runs from base 481 to 3474 and encodes 997 amino acids. The record is from RefSeq and is a predicted model, not a curated record.
UGCCUGAUCACCGGUGGAGAAGUUCAUGCGUGGGCGAGGGGGAAUUCACGUCGCACACGCUCGGGAGUAAAAGGGCAAAAUGCGACGCACGCGCGCCGUUCCGGCGUUUUCGCGCGAGCGCCGGCCGCCUGCAUGCAUCGUUCAUGAAGACUCGUGAAAGCACGCGGGGGAGAACACGCGGAGAUCGUCGCGCCGCCGGGACGCGUCCCCUCUGUCUGCUGUUUGGUCUCUCCCGGACCGGCUCCCCAUCGCUCUCCUUCCAUCCAUCGCAUCGCCGCUGCGCUCCUCUGGUCCUCUGAGCUGGACUCUUGUCCUCUGUGGUGGACGGUGCUCUUCUCUCUUCUGUGUGGCGCUCGCUGCUCCUCUGCGGCGAUCUCCGGCGCUCCGCGGAGGUCUCUCGUGGUCCGUGGAGCUCUGGUGGUCUCAGAGGUUCUGCUUCUCAAUGGCUUUCCCCACCUGCUUCUUCUUGUGAACUCCUGCAUGACUCCACCAGAAAGAGGGAAGAUGUGCGCAGUGAUGGAUAUCUGCUGGUUUCUCUGGAUGCUACCUGCUGCGGUUCGCGCUGUGGAAGAAAUGUUAAUGGAUUCCACGACAGCCACGGCGGAGCUCGGGUGGACCGUGUAUCCCACAUCUGGGUGGGAAGAGGUGAGCGGUUACGAUGAGCACAUGAACACCAUCCGCACCUACCAGGUGUGCAACGUAUUCGAAGGCAGCCAGAACAACUGGGUGCGCUCCAAGUUCAUCCGUCGGCGCGGCGCCCAGCGCAUCCACGUGGAAAUGAAGUUCUCCGUUCGCGACUGCAGCAGCAUCCCCAACGUACCGGGCUCCUGCAAGGAGACCUUCAACCUCUACUACUAUGAAUCUGACUCGGACGUGGCCACCAAGACCUUCCCGGCCUGGAUGGACAACCCGUGGAUCAAGGUGGACACCAUCGCAGCCGACGAGAGCUUCUCCCAGGUGGACCUGGGUGGCCGUGUGAUGAAGAUCAACACGGAGGUGCGCAGCUUCGGACCUGUCUCUCGCCAGGGCUUCUACCUAGCUUUCCAGGACUAUGGCGGCUGCAUGUCGCUCAUCGCCGUGCGCGUCUUCUACCGCAAGUGUCCGCGCGUCAUCCAGAACGGUGCCAUAUUCCAGGAGACCCUGUCAGGGGCCGAAAGCACCUCGCUGGUGACGGCCUGGGGAAUGUGUAUUCCCAACAGCGAGGAGGUGGAUGUGCCCAUCAAGCUGUACUGCAACGGCAACGGAGAGUGGAUGGUGCCCAUCGGCCGGUGCGUGUGCAAGGCGGGCUACGAGGCCGUGGAGAACGGCACCGUCUGCAGAGCUUGCCCCUCGGGCUUCUUCAAACCUGCCCAGGGGGGCGACUCGUGUCGGCCCUGCCCCAUCAACAGCCGCACCACCAGCGAGGGUGCCUCCAACUGCAUGUGUCGCAGCGGCUACUACCGCACCGACUCGGACCCGUUACAGAUGCCCUGCACCACUAUCCCCUCUGCCCCACGCAACGUCAUCUCCAGCGUGAACGAGACCUCCCUGACCUUGGAGUGGAACCCGCCGAAGGAGUCGGGCGGCCGUGACGACGUCGUCUACAAUGUCAUCUGCAAGAGCUGCGGGGCAGGACGUGGCGGCUGCACGCGCUGCGGCGACAACGUGCAGUUCACGCCCCGCCAGCUGGGCCUCAGGGAACCACGUGUGCACGUCAGCGACCUGCUCGCGCACACACGCUACACCUUUGAGGUCCAGGCCGUCAACGGCGUGUCUGACCAGAGCCCCUACUCGCCGCAGUUUGCCUCUGUGAACAUCACCACCAACCAGGCCGUGCCAUCGGCAGUCUCCAUCAUGCACCAGGUCAGCCAGACUGUGGACAGCAUCACUCUGUCCUGGUCCCAACCAUCCCAGCCCAAUGGGGUUAUCCUGGACUACGAGCUCCAGUACUAUGAGAAGGACCAGAGCGAGUACAACUCAUCCACAGUGAAGAGUCAGACUACCACGGCAGUUGUCCGCGGGCUCAAGCCUGGAACCAUCUACGUCUUUCAAGUUCGAGCCAGAACCGUGGCUGGGUUUGGGCGCUACAGCGGCAAGAUGUACUUCCGCACCAUGACGGAAGCGGAGUACCAGACCAGCCUGCAGGAGAAGCUGCCCCUCAUUAUCGGCUCUGCAGCCACUGGGCUCGUCUUCCUUAUCGCCAUUGUAGUCAUCAUCAUCGUCUGCAGUCGGAGGCGGGGAUCCGAUAGGACUGAGUCCGAGUACACUGACAAACUGCAGCACUACACCAGCGGCCACAUGUCUCCAGGGAUGAAAAUCUAUAUUGAUCCAUUUACAUAUGAAGAUCCCAAUGAGGCUGUGCGAGUGUUCGCCAAGGAAAUCGACAUCUCCUGUGUGAAGAUCGAGCAGGUCAUUGGAGCCGGAGAGUUUGGAGAGGUGUGCAGCGGGAACCUGAAACUGCCUGGGAAGCGAGAGAUGGUUGUGGCCAUCAAGACACUGAAGGCGGGCUACACGGAGAAGCAAAGGCGGGACUUCCUGAGUGAGGCCAGCAUCAUGGGCCAGUUCGACCACCCCAAUGUCAUCCGCUUGGAAGGUGUAGUCACCAAGAGCACCCCCGUCAUGAUCAUCACCGAAUUCAUGGAGAAUGGCUCAUUGGACUCCUUUCUUAGGCAAAAUGACGGGCAAUUCACGGUGAUCCAGCUGGUGGGGAUGCUGCGUGGCAUCGCCGCCGGCAUGAAGUACCUUUCCGACAUGAACUACGUGCACCGCGACCUGGCUGCCCGCAACAUCCUGGUCAACAGCAACCUGGUGUGCAAGGUGUCCGACUUUGGGCUGUCCCGCUUCCUGGAAGAUGACACAUCAGACCCUACCUACACCAGCGCACUGGGAGGUAAGAUUCCCAUCCGCUGGACUGCUCCCGAGGCUAUCCAGUACAGGAAGUUCACCUCAUCGAGCGAUGUGUGGAGUUACGGCAUCGUCAUGUGGGAGAUCAUGUCCUAUGGAGAGCGGCCAUACUGGGACAUGUCCAAUCAGGAUGUGAUCAAUGCCAUUGAGCAGGACUACCGGCUGCCCACCCCGAUGGACUGCCCAGUUGCGCUGCACCAGCUCAUGCUGGACUGCUGGCAGAAGGAACGUGGUGACCGCCCCAAGUUCAGCCAGAUUGUCAACACCUUGGACAAGAUGAUCCGCAACCCCAACAGCCUGAAGGCUACGACUCCGCUGUCAUCUGGUGCCCACCUGCCCCUGCUGGACCGCAGUGUGCCCGACUUCUCCAGCUUCAGCACAGUGGACGAGUGGCUUGAGGCCAUCAAGAUGGGCCAAUACAAGGAGAACUUUGCCAACUCUGAGUUCAACAGUUUUGAAUCGGUUUCCCAAAUGACUAUGGAUGACAUCCUCCAGGUGGGUGUGACACUCGCUGGCCACCAGAAGAAGAUCCUCAACAGCAUCCAGACCAUGCGAGCCCAGAUGAACCAGAUUCAGUCUGUAGAGGUGUGACCUGCUGGGAGGAAAGAGGGGCAGGCCGGAGGUGGGGGUGACCUCAGGCCCCCACACAAACUGUGUCCUCCGGAAGAUGACCUCCAGUCUCCCCUCACCUCCACUGCGAUGCCCAUCCUCCUGCUCCCCAGUCCAGGUGUGAGUCCUCAGCAACCCACACAGGUCUGCACUGAUCAGCACAGAUCAACAAAAAUCAGCAGGGCAGAAGGUGCUGGAUGAGCUUCUAGAAUCUUCCGCAAUCAAGUGUUUUUUUUUUUUUCCUUUUUUCAUUUCUUUGCUUGCUUCAUUUUAUUU